Hippocampus zosterae (dwarf seahorse) is the source of this 11641-nucleotide messenger RNA. It is a transcript of the gene usp34, whose product is annotated as ubiquitin specific peptidase 34. Gene Ontology annotation, cellular component: nucleus; cytosol. Bases 341 to 10975 code for a protein of 3544 amino acids. Lineage: Eukaryota; Metazoa; Chordata; Actinopteri; Syngnathiformes; Syngnathidae. Gene Ontology annotation, biological process: protein deubiquitination. The transcript is spliced from 79 exons. The record is from RefSeq and is a predicted model, not a curated record. Gene Ontology annotation, molecular function: cysteine-type deubiquitinase activity; cysteine-type endopeptidase activity.
UCCCGCCCUCAUUCCUAGUUUUAAACAUGGCGGCCAUGUCCACUCUCCCAACUCUCCUGCCGCCUGCGAAUUGACUCGGCCUAGCUCGGCCGACGGUGUUCCUUUCUCGCCCCUCUCGGAUGCCAACGUCGACCGCCUCCUCGCCGACACCUGACCCCGAGCCCCGCCCGGACUGCCGACCGCUGUAGCCUCCGCAGAGGGGCCCCUCGCUUCGUCGGCAUCUAUUUGGAGCCCAAGCGGCAGCCUGGAAGUCAAAGGCCUCCUCCGGCCGCGCAGCCGCCUUCCCCCGUCCGGAGCGAUGGUUUGACACGGAGCGGUCGAGCCGUCCUCAGCGCGAACGAUGUGUGAAAACUGCGCCGGGCUGGUGGAGGUUCUGAAUCAAAUUUCGGACGCAGACUGCAGCGAGGGCGGCUUCCAGCUGAAGAAGGAACAUGCGCUGCGAGUGUUGGCUCACAUCAGCUCGUGGACGCAGAGACAAUGUCUGUGCUGCCUGAAGGAGUACAAGCACCUCGAGGUCUUCAAUCAGCUGGUGUACGCGCUCAUCAACCUGGCGGUGGGCCAGAUCGGCGGCCUCAGGGACCGCCUCCGCCGCCAGGGCGCACCCGAGGGGGCGGCCGACCUUGACCAACGGGCCCCGCGCGAACCCCCCUGCUGGCCGGCCUCGCCCGGCGAAGACGAGCCCGUCAACGUGGAGCGCGACUCGGCGGAGGAGGACGACGCGGGGUCUCCGGACGGCGACCCGAAGCGGAAGCGGGCCGAGACCCCGAGCCGAGGGGGGCAGCGGGAGGAGGAGGAGGAGGCGCGGGAGGAAGGAGAAGAGGAGGUGGAGGAAGGCGGCGCGGCCGCGUUUGGCUCCUGGAGCGUUGACGAGCGAGAGAAGCUGCUGCUGUGCGCCGCCAAGAUCUUCCAGAUCCAGUUCCCGCUCUACACGGCUUACAAGCAUAACACGCACCCCACCAUUGAGGACAUCUCCGCUCACGAGAGCAGCAUCCUGGGCUCCUUCUGCGACAUGAAUGACGUGGAGGUUCCUCUGCACCUCCUGCGCUACGUUUGUCUGUUCUGCGGCAAGCACGGGCUGUCGCUGAUGAAGGAAUGUUUCCAAGCGGCCACGCCCGACAGCCUCCCCUUCCCCAUCGCGCACGCCUUCAUCACCAUCGUGUCCAACAUCCGAAUAUGGCUUCACAUUCCGGCCGUCAUGCAGCACAUCAUCCCCUUCCGCUCUCACGUCAUACGUUAUCUGUGCCAGCUGUCAGACCAGGAGCUGCGUCAGAGCGCGGCGCGCAACAUGGCCGACCUGAUGUGGAGCACGGUGAAGGAGCCCCUGGACAGCGCGCUGUGCUUUGACAAGGAGAGCCUGGACCUGGCCUUCAAGUACUUCAUGUCGCCCACGCUCACCAUGCGGCUGGCCGGACUGAGCCAGAUCACCAACCAGCUGCACACCUUUAACGACGUGUGUAACAACGAGUCUCUGGUGUCCGACACGGAAACGUCCAUUGCCAAGGAUCUGGCCGACUGGCUGAUUCACAACAACGUGAUUGAGCACCUUUUUGGACCGAAUUUGCACAUUGAGAUCAUUAAACAAUGCCAAGUGAUCCUUAACUUCCUGGCCGCGGAGGGCCGACUCAGCACGCAGCACGUGGACUGCAUAUGGGCCGCGGCUCAGCUGAAGCACUGCAGCCGCUACAUCCACGACCUUUUCCCUUCCCUCAUCAAGAACUUGGACCCGGUGCCCCUCCGCCACGUCCUGGACUUGGUCUCGAGUCUGCACCCUAGCGCGCACACUGAACAGACGCUCUACUUGGCCUCCAUGCUCAUCAAGGCUCUGUGGAACAACGCCCUGGCCGCCAAAGCCCAGCUGUCCAAGCAGAGCUCCUUCGCGUCGCCGCUCACCACCAACAUGGCCACAGGCAACAAGAAGGGCUCUCCGGCCGCCAGUCCCGACAGCAGCGACACGCAGCACAGCGCCAGCAGCGACGUGGACGAGCAGAUGAUAGCGGGAAGCAAACGGGGACAGCGGAGGCUUUCGGACACCGAGGAGUCCAUGCAGGGCAGCUCGGACGAGACGGCCAACAGCGCCGAGGAAGGCAGCAGCGGGCCGGGCAGCACCAGCGGCCACAGCGACGCCUCCAGCAACGAGGCCGCCUCCAGCAGAGCCAGCCGCUCGGCCGGCAGCCCCGCCAGCGACGUCCACUCGGACGACAUGGCCGACAGCGAGGCCCUCAAGGACGAGGAAGAGGAGGACGAGGAAGACGACGACGACGAAGAAGACGAGGAAGACGACGACGACGACGACGAUGACGACGAGGAGGAGGACGAUGACGACGACGAGGAGGAAGAAUUGCCUGCUGAUAACGGGACCGACAAGGCGCAGGUGCCAAAGGACCCCCGGGAGCAAGCGGAGUCGCGUAAGAGGAAGGCGGGCGAGGCUCUAGGCGAAGGCGCCAAACCAAAGGUCCUCCCCUUCAGCCCGGAAACGUCGGCCGUCAUGGCCGCGGCGGCCAUGACGGCUGCUUCCACCUCCUUGGAGAGUCGGAUGAGGAUGAUGGACGCGUGCGUGGCGUCCUCGUCCGCGCAGACCUCUCAGGCGAUUGACGGCAGCCAGGAGCCGGGCUGCGCGCCCCGGCCUGCCGACUUCAUGCGCGAUGCCGUGGGUGGAGAUAUCUUCAACUGCCGCCGCUUCUUUGGCCCGCAGCAUCAUCACCGUCGUCGUCAUCGCCAGCACCACCAUCACGAAGGGCCCACGGCGGAGGACAUGCUGAGUGCCGACGACGUGAGUUGCAGCAGCUCGCAGGUCAGCGCCAAGUCGGAGAAGAACAUGGCUGACUUUGACGGCGAAGAGUCGGGCUGCGAGGAGGAGCUGGUCCAGAUCAAUUCGCACGCCGAACUCGGCUCACAUCUGCAGCAGCACCUCCCCAACCUGGCGUCCAUCUACCACGAGCACCUGGUGCAAGGUCCGGCCGCGCACAAACACCCGUACUCGGGCAGCCACGCCGUGACCGACGUCAACCUGGACAACGUUUGCAAGAAGGGCAACACGCUGCUGUGGGACCUGGUGCAGGACGACGACGCUAGCCACCUGUCGGAGGGUCUGAUCAACGAGGCUGAGAAGCUGCUGUGCUCGCUGGUGUGCUGGUUCACCGACCGGCAGAUCCGCAUGCGCUUCAUCGAGGGCUGCCUGGACAACCUGGCGCACCACCGGUCCGUGGUGGUGUCGCUGAGGCUCCUGCCCAAGCUCUUCGGCACGUUCCAGCAGUUCGGCUCCAGCUAUGAUACGCACUGGAUCACCAUGUGGGCCGAGAAGGAGCUGCACAUGAUGAAGCUCUUCUUCGACAACCUCCAACACUACAUCCAGGAGGUCCGACGGCAGCGGCACAAGUUUGCGCUCUACAGUCACAGUGCCGAGGUACAGGUGCGCCUGCAGUUCCUCACGUGCGUCUUCUCCACGCUGGGAUCCCCAGACCAUUUCAGGCUGAGCCUGGAGCAGGUGGACAUCCUGUGGCACUGCCUGGUGGAGGAUGCCGAGUGCUACGACGACGCCCUGCACUGGUUCCUCAACCAGGUGCGCAGCAAGGACCAACACGCGAUGGGCAUGGAGACGUACAAGCACCUCUUCCUGGAGAAGAUGCCUCAGCUGAAGCCGGAGACCAUCAGCAUGACGGGCCUGAACCUGUUCCAGCACCUUUGCAACCUGGCCCGGCUGGCCACCGGCACCCUGGACAACGCCGCCAACUGCGAGCUUUGCGGGAUGGACCAGCUGUGGGGCAUCGCCCUCCGGGCUCGGUCGACCGACAUCAGCCGCGCCGCCAUCCAGUACAUUAACUCCUACUACAUCAACGCCGGUAAGACGGGCCUGGAGAAGGAGCAGGAGUUCAUCCGCAAGUGCAUGGAGAGUCUGCUGAUGGCGUCGGCCAACCUGGAGAAGGACGCGCAGUCGGGCCUGACCAGCAUCGAGAGGGGCCUGCUCAUGCUCAAGACGCACCUGGAGGCCUUCAGACGCAGGUUCGCCUACCACCUGCGACAGUGGCAGAUCGAGGGCACGGGCAUCAGCAGCCACCUCAAGGCGCUCAGCGACAAGCAGUCGUUGCCGCUCAGGAUUGUCUGCCAGCCCGCCGGACUGCCCGACAAGCAGAUGACGAUCGAGAUGUACCCCAGCGACCAGGUGGCGGACCUGCGCGCAGAGGUGACCCACUGGUAUGAGAACCUGCAGAAGGAGCAGAUGAACCAGCAGGCGCAGCUGCAGGAGUUCGGCCAGAGCGGCCGACCGCCGGGAGACUUCUCAGGGGCUCUGAUGGGACCCGUCCGGAUGAUCUCGUCGGGCCACGAACUGACCACCGACUACGACGAGAAGACUCUGCACGAGCUGGGCUUCAAGGACAUGCAGAUGGUGUUUGUGUCCCUGGGAGCGCCUCGGCGCGAGCGCAAAGGCGAGGGCGUGCAGCUGCCGGCGUCGUGCCUGCCCCCCCCGCAGAAGGAGCACAUCCCCAUGCUGCUGCUGCUGCAGGAGCCUCACCUCACCACGCUCUUCGACCUGCUGGAGAUGCUGGCCUGCUUCAAGGCGCCCAGCCCCGCCGCCGACCGGCGCCAGGACGCCCCGGAGACGGCUCGCAGUGAGGAACUGCACCUGCACGCCGAGAACCUUUCCCGCCGCGUUUGGGAACUACUCAUGCUGCUGCCCACGUGUCCCAAGAUGCUGCGGGCCUUCCAGAACAUCUCGGACGACAACACGGACGAAGGACCCUGCUGGAAGGAGCUGCUGAGGAUGAAAAGCGCCCACAAGCUGCUCUACGCGCUGGAGAUCAUCGAAGCGCUGGGGAAGCCCAACAGGCGCAUCCACAGGGAGUCCACGGGCAGCUACAGCGACUUGUACCCCGACUCUGACGACUCUAGCGAGGACCAGAUUGAGAACAGCAAAAACUCGUGGAGCUGCAAGUUUGUUUCAUCCGGCGGUCUGCAGCUGCUACUGGAGAUCUUCAAUUCUGCCAUCCUUGAGCCCAAAGACCAGGAGUCCUGGACUGUGUGGUUGCUGGACUGCCUGGCUUGCCUGCUGAAGCUUAUUUGCCAGUUUGCCGUGGACCCGGCCGACCUGGACCUGGCCUACCACGACGUCUUCUCCUGGUCCGGUCUGGCCGACGGCCAACGCAAGCGGACCUGGCCGGGGAAGUCGCGCAAGUCCGCUGUGGAGCACGGCAAAAGUCUCCACAUCCCCAGGCUCACGGAGGUGUUCCUCAGCCUGGUCCAAGGAACCAGCCUGAUCGAGCGGCUCAUCACAGUGGCCUACACCUACGACAACCUGGCGCACAGAGUUCUGAAGGCCCAGUCGGAUCACCGGUCUCGGCACGAAGUGACCCACUACUCCAUGUGGCUGCUGGUGAGCUGGGCCCACUGCUCGUCGUCCGUCAAGUCCAGCCUGGCCGACAGCGAGCGUCUCCACGACUGGCUCAGGAAGCUCACCCUGCUUGUGCCCGAGGCGGCGGUGCGCCACGAGGCGUGUAACGGCCUCUACAAGCUCUCCCUUUCGGGCCUGGAAGGUGGCGAGUCCAUCAACCGAUCGUUCUUGCUGCUCGCCGCCUCCACGCUGCUCAAGUUUCUGCCCGACGCACAAGCCGUCAAACCUCUCAGGGUGGAGGACUACGAGGAGGAGCCGCCCCUCAGAAGCGGUUGCAAAGAAUACUUUUGGCUGCUGUGCAAGCUCAUCGACAACAUCCACGUCAAAGACGCCACCCAGGUCUCUUCCCCUCUGUCGCUGGCGGGCUCGGUGCAGACCACCCUGCUGGACCUGGACGCCCUGACGCGACACCUGGCAGACUGCAUACGAAGCCGCGAGAUGCUGGACCAGCGGGACGGCAGCAUCGAGGACGACGGCCUGACGGGUCUGCUGCGGCUGGCGACCAGCGUCCUCAAGCACAAGCCGCCGUUCAAGUUCUCGCGCGAGGGCCAGGACUUCCUGCGGGACGUGCACAACCUCCUCUUCCUGCUGCCCAGCCUGGCCGACCGCGCGCAGCCCAAGUGCAAGUCGCACGCCGCCCGCGCCGCCGCCUACGACCUGCUGGUGGAGACGGUCAAGGGCUCGGCCGACAACUACCGCCUGCUGCACAACUGGGUCAUGUCGCAACACAUGCAGGCCUCGCACGCGCCGUACAAGUGGGACUACUGGCCUCACGACGACGUGCGCGCCGAAUGUCGCUUCGUGGGCCUUACCAACCUGGGCGCCACCUGCUACCUGGCCUCCACCAUCCAGCAGCUCUACAUGAUCCCCGAAGCCCGCCAGGCCAUCUUCACCGCCAAGUACGCCGAGGAUAUCAAACACAAGACGACGCUGCUGGAGCUGCAGAAGAUGUUCACCUACCUGAUGGAGAGCGAGAGGAAAGCGUACAACCCGAGGCCCUUCUGCAAGACGUACACCAUGGACAAGCAGCCGCUCAACACGGGAGAGCAGAAGGACAUGACCGAGUUCUUCACCGACCUGAUCACCAAGAUCGAGGAGAUGUCGCACGAGCUGAAGAACACGGUGAAGACUCUGUUUGGAGGCGUCAUCACCAACAACGUCGUAUCUCUGGACUGCGACCACGUGAGCCAGACGGCCGAGGAGUUCUACACGGUUAGAUGUCAGGUGGCCGACAUGAAGAACAUCUACGAGUCUCUGGACGAGGUGACCAUCAAGGACACGCUGGAGGGCGACAACAUGUACACGUGCUCGCACUGCGGGAAGAAGGUCCGUGCAGAGAAAAGGGCGUGUUUCAAGAAGCUUCCGGGCAUCCUGAGCUUCAACACCAUGCGCUACACCUUCAACAUGGUCACCAUGAUGAAGGAGAAAGUCAACACGCACUUCUCUUUCCCGCUCCGCCUCGACAUGACGCCCUACACGGAACGCUUCCUCAUGGCCAAGGGGGAGCGCAAAGAAGGUGAAUCCAAGCCCUCCGAGAGUUCCGAGUACGACCUGAUCGGCGUGACGGUGCACACGGGCACUGCGGACGGCGGCCAUUACUAUAGCUUCAUCCGCGACAUCGUCAACCCUCACGCGUACAAGAACAACAAGUGGUACUUGUUCAACGACGCCGAGGUGAAGCCCUUUGACUCGGCACAGCUGGCGUCCGAGUGCUUCGGCGGAGAGAUGACGACCAAAACGUACGACUCGGUCACCGACAAGUUCAUGGACUUCUCCUUCGAGAAGACGCAUAGCGCCUACAUGUUGUUCUACAAGCGCGUGGAGCUUCAGGAGGACAAUGCCAAGGAGUUCACCUUUGACGUUUCGCCGGACCUGCUGGAGUGGAUCUGGCACGACAACAUGCAGUUCCUCCAGGACAAGAACAUAUUUGAGCACACCUACUUUGGCUUCAUGUGGCACUUGUGCAGCAGCAUCCCCGGGACGCUGCCCGACCCCAAAGCCAUCUCCCUCAUGACGGCAAAGCUCAGUACUUCGUUCGUCCUGGAGACUUUCAUUCAUUCGAAGGAAAAGCCCACCAUGCUGCAGUGGAUCGAACUUCUCACCAAGCAGUUUAACAACAGCCAGGCAGCCUGCGAGUGGUUUUUGGACCGGAUGGCAGACGACAACUGGUGGCCCAUGCAGAUCCUCAUCAAGUGUCCCAAUCAGAUCGUCAGACAGAUGUUCCAGCGGUUGUGCAUCCACGUCAUCCAGAGGCUGCGUCCGGUCCACGCCCACCUUUACCUGCAGCCCGGCAUGGAGGACGGGUCCGACGACAUGGACGGCUCGGUGGAGGACAUCGGCAGCCGCUCGUGCGUGACUCGCUUCGUAAAGACGCUGCUGUCUAUCAUGGAGCACGGCGUCAAGCCGCACAGCAAACACCUCACGGAGUACUUUGCCUUCCUCUACGAGUUUGCCAAGAUGGGAGAGGAGGAGAGUCAGUUCCUGCUGUCGUUGCAAGCCAUCUCCAUCAUGGUGCACUUCUACAUGGGGACCAAAGGACCAGAGAAUACGCAGGUGGAGGUUCUGUCGGAGGAGGAGGGCGAGGAGGAGGACGAAGAGGAGGACAUCUUGUCCCUGGCCGAGGAGAAGUAUCGUCCGGCCGCUCUGGAGAAGAUGAUCGCCCUCAUCGCGCUCCUGGUGGAGCAGUCGCGCUCGGAGAGACACCUGACGCUGUCCCAGAGCGACAUGGCGGCGCUGACAAGCGGCAAAGGUUUCCCCUUCCUCUUCCAGCACAUCCGGGACGGCAUCAACAUCCGGCAGACGUGCAAUCUCAUCUUCAGCCUCAGUCGCUACAACAACCGCCUGGCCGAGCAUAUCGUGUCCAUGCUCUUCACCUCCAUUGCCAAGCUGACGCCCGAGGCUGCCAAUCCGUUCUUCAAGCUGCUCACCAUGCUGAUGGAGUUUGUGGGCGGCCCCCCGGGGAUGCCCUCCUUUGCCACGUACAUCCUGCAGAGGAUCUGGGAGGUGAUUGAGUACAACCCGUCUCAGUGCCUGGACUGGCUGGCGGGGCAGACCCCUCGCAACAAGCUGGCCCACAGCUGGGUUCUGCAGAACAUGGAGAACUGGGUGGAACGCUUCCUGCUGGCCCACAACUACCCUCGCGUGCGCACCUCGGCGGCCUACCUGCUGGUGUCGCUGAUCCCCAGCAGCUCCUUCCGCCAGAUGUUCCGAUCCACGCGCUCGUUGCACCUGCCCACGCGCGAGCUGCCGCUGCCGCCCGACACCACGGCCGUGCUGCACCAGGUGUACAACCUGCUGCUGGGCCUGUUGGGCCGCGCCAAGCUCUACGUGGACGCCGGCGUGCACGGCACCACCAAGCUGGUGCAGUACUUCAGCUUUAUGACCUACUGCCUCAUCUCCAAGACCGAGAAGCUCAUGUUCUCCCUCUACUUCAUGGACCUGUGGAACCUGUUCCAGCCCAAGCUCUCGGAGCCGGCCAUCGCCACCAACCACAACAAGCAGGCGCUGCUCUCCUUCUGGUACAACGUGUGCGUGGACUGCAGCGAGAACGUGCGGCUGGUGGUGCAGAACCCGGCUGUGACCAAGAACAUCGCCUUCAACUACAUCCUGGCCGACCACGACGACCAGGAGGUGGUGCUCUUCAACCGCGGCAUGCUGCCCGCCUACUACGGCAUCCUGCGCAUGUGCUGCGACCAGUCGCCCGCCUUCACCCGCCAGCUGGCCUCGCACCAGAACAUCCAGUGGGCCUUCAAGAACCUGACGCCGCACGCCAGCCAGUACCCCAGGGCGGUGGAGGAGCUCUUCAACCUGAUGCAGCUCUUCGUGGCGCGGCGAGCCGACAUGCGGGAGGACGAGCUGGAGGACGUCAAGCAGUUCAAGAAGACCACCAUCGGCUGCUACCUGAGAUGUCUGGACGGCCGCUCGUGCUGGACCACCCUCAUCAGUGCCUUCCGGGUCCUGCUGGAGAACGACGAGGACCGACUACUGGUGGUGUUCAACCGAGGGCUGGUCCUCAUGACGGAGUCGUUCGGGACGCUGCACAUGAUGUACCACGAGGCCACCGCCUGCCACGUCACCGGCGACCUGGUGGAGCUGCUCUCCAUUUUCCUGUCGGUGCUCAAGGCCACCAGGCCCUACCUGCAGCGCAAGGACGUGAAGCAGGCUCUGAUCCAGUGGCAGGAGAGAAUCGACUUUGCCCACAAACUCCUCACGCUGCUCAACUCGUACAGCCCGCCCGAGCUUCGCAACGCGUGCCUGGACACGCUGAAGGAGCUGCUGCUGCUCAGCCCGCACGACUUCCUGCACACGCUGGUGCCCUUCCUGCAGCACAACCACUUCACGUACCAUCACGGCAACAUUCCCAUGUCGCUGGGGCCGUACCUGCCCUGCCGAGAGAACCCGAAGCUGCUGGGGGGGGCCAAGAGCAACGUCCGCCCCCCGAGGCCCGAACUCAACAUGUGCCUGCUGCCUUCCAUGGUGGAGAGCGCAAAGGGCAAAGACGAGGGAUACGACCGCAUGCUGCUGGACUACUUCCUGUCGUACCAGCAGUUCAUUCACCUGGUGUGUCGCGUGGCCAUCAACUGUGAGAAGUUCAGCGACACGCUGGUCAAGCUGAGUGUGCUGAUGGCGUACGAAGGACUCCCUCUGCACCUCGCCCUCUUCCCCAAACUGUGGACCGAACUGUGCCAGUCGCAGUCGCUGCUGUCCAAGACCUGCGUGAAGCUGCUGUGCGACGACCCGACCUUCAGCGAGUACAUCAAGUGCAUCCUGAUGGACGAGCGCAGCUUCCUCAACAACAACGCCGCCUACGCCUUCCUCACGUGCUUCCUCCAUAAGGUGCAAGUGUUGUCGGGCGCCAGCUGCUGCAGCCUGGCGGGCGCGUUGGCGGCCAGCGUGCUGAAUCAGCACGGCGCCCUGCGGCCCGAGCUCGCGUCUGAUUGGCCGCAGCUCAGCAGCAUCGCCGCCCUGCUCAACGCGGACCUACGGGCCUUGACGCUGUUGCUGUCGGUGCAGUCGCCCCCGACCCUCGAUCCCGCCCUGGGCCCCGCCCUCCAAGAGCUGAUGGUCCGAUGCCGCCUCUGUGCGCAGCGCCGCGACGCCCUGGCAGCGGACGCGCACCGCCACCGCCAAGACGACGAGGAGGAGGGCGCCACCCCCGUGAAGCGGCGGCGCGUGAGCAGCGACGACGACGACGAAGACGACGAGCCAGCGGGGACGUCCGCCGCCGGUCCGCUGCCAUCUUGCGUCCCGCCGCCGUGCCCGGAGUCGUCGGAGCCCGAGCGUCAGGGCGCGCUGACGCCCCCCAGCACCUCCGACACGGAGACGCGGGACUCUUUGUCCCUCAUCGACCCGGGCACCGAGCAGGACCCCCCGUCCCCGCCAGUGGCCGCGCCCCCCUCACCCAAAGCGAACCAGAUGGACGAGCCGGACCGGAGGGUGGGCGAAGCCCGGGCCCCGCCCCUGCCGGAGGAUGCCGCCCUCCCGGCAGAAGAGGGGCCGGAGGACGUGCUGGACGUGUUGCGCAGGACGCUGGAAGCCGCUGUCGCCAUGGUUACCAAAUUGACUGUGCGAGCCCCGCCCUCCUCGUGACAUCAAUGGUCGCUGUGAGUCACCCCCCCCCCCCCCCCCCACCUCUGCUUUGUUGCCUUGGAGUCGCACAUUUUAGUUUUUUUUCUUCUUCAAAGGGCAAAGUGUUUUGUUGUUUUAUACAAAAAGUGAGGAUUUUUAUUUGCCGUAAUUUAAUUUUAUUGCGUUUUUACUCCUAGGUCCUUCCUCUCUGUGCCACUUUUUGUACUUUUGUCAACGACGAGGGGACGGGAUGAGUAAAAAAAAAAAAAAUGUUGCCUUGACUCGGGACGAGAACGCAAAUUUUAUUUGUACAUGAGAAGAACUGCGAGAGAAGUCACAAACUUGAUGCCUGGAGGUGUAAAUGAAAACUAUAUCUAUACAUAUAUAUCUUUAUAUAUACGUAUAUAUACGUACAUAGAGAGAGAUAAAUAUCUUGAUAUAUACGUAUAUAUAAAUAUCAAUAAAUACGAAUCUCUCUAUCUAGAUGAAAAGUGGUGCUUUAUUGCACUAUGGUGCAAAUAAAGCACCCGCCCCCCACCCCCCGUGUCGGACCAGUUGGCCGCUUUUGAUUUUCUUGACUGCCCUGACCAUUCCCGGCGACUGUACAGCUCUUGACUUUUAGGUGCUUGCUUUGUCAUUUUUCUUUCAUUUCACACACAAUCCAUCAAUAAAAAUCUUUAUUGACAA